This is a messenger RNA of Oncorhynchus gorbuscha (pink salmon), 2475 nucleotides long. Its product is annotated as lamin-A-like. The record is from RefSeq and is a predicted model, not a curated record. The transcript has 13 exons. Bases 192 to 2102 code for a protein of 636 amino acids. NCBI's taxonomy places the organism in Eukaryota, Metazoa, Chordata, Actinopteri, Salmoniformes, Salmonidae.
GGUCAACUAUAUGGGCACUAACAGAUUGAUUCUCAGACAGUGUUCCUAGGCUGGUAAUUCAUUUACAGAACAUACACUGACAACUGGAGCUAUUUUCACAGUCAGAAAGACAAGUUGACCAUCAGACAAACGCUGAUUUACAUUUUCCCCCUCCUACAACACCUUUCAAGACUAGGCUACCUUCACCUAUCAUGACGACACCUAACCAGAAUCGAACCCCCCGCGGCGUGGGCACCCCGCUCUCCCCCAACCGCAUCACGCGGCUGCAGGAGAAGGAUGACCUGUGCAACCUCAAUGACCGCCUGGCCGUCUACAUCGACAAGGUGCGCUCACUGGAAUCUGAGAAUGCGGGGCUGCGGCUGCGUAUUACUGAAUCGGAGACCGAGAUUAGCCGGGAGAUGAAGGGCAUGAAGGCUGCUUAUGAGGCCGAGCUUGCUGACGCCAGGCAGACUCUUGACUUGGUGGCCAAAGAGCGUGCACGCCUGCAGCUGGAACUAGGCAAGGUGCGGGAGGACUACAAGGAGCUCAAGGCCAGAAACACAAAGAAGGAGUCCGACCUGGCGGGGGCACUACUCCGGCUGAAGGACCUAGAGGCUUUGUUGAACUCUAAGGAUGCAUCCCUGACCACUGCCCUGGGAGAGAAACGCAACCUUGAGGCAGAGGUCAGAAACCUAAAGGCCCAGCUAGCCAAGCUGGAGACCAGUCUGAGCGAUGCUAAGAAGCAGCUGCAGGAUGAGAUGCUGAGGAGAGUGGAUGGAGAGAACCGCAUCCAGACAGUAAAAGAAGAGCUGGAGUUCCAGAAGAACCUCUACACUGAGGAGCUGAGAGAAACGAAGAGACGUCACGAGUCUUGCAUGGUGGAGCUGGGUAACGGAAAACAGGAGGACUUUGAGAGCAGGCUGGCCGAGGCCCUGAUAGAGAUGCGCUCCCAGCACGAGCUACAGAUCAAGAUGUACAAGGAUGACAUAGAGAAAACCUAUACAUCUAAGUUGGAGAAUGCCCGUCAGUCUGCUGACAGGAGCAGUCACCUGGUGGGGGCAGCCCAUGAGGAGCUGCAGCAGACCAGAGUACGCAUCGAGUCUAUGUCCUCCCAACUCAGCCAGCUGCAAAAACAGUUGGCAGCUCGUGAGGUGAAGGUGAGGGACCUGGAGGAGGCGUUGUCUCGUGAGAGGGACACCACGCGCCGUCUGCUGGGUGAUAAGGAGAGAGAGAUGGCUGAGAUGAGACAGAGGAUGCAGCAGCAGCUGGAUGAGUAUCAGGAGCUGCUGGAUGUCAAACUGGCCCUGGACAUGGAGAUCUGUGCCUACCGAAAGCUACUGGAGGGAGAGGAGCAGAGGUUGCGUCUGUCCCCCAGCCCUCCCACUACGCGAGUGACAGGAAGUGGAUCAGGCACCCAUACCGUCCACUGCAGUUCCUCUACCAAGAAGCGGCGUCUCAACAACACAGACAGUGAGGCCUCAGGCCUGACAGGAGGCACAGUGGCACGAACACGCAUCACCCAGCAGGCUUCUGCCAGUGGACGUGUCACUGUGGAUGAAGUGGACCUGGAUGGGAAGUAUGUGAUGCUCAGCAACAAAGCAGAUGAGGACCAGAACCUGGGAAACUGGCAGCUGAAGCGACAGAUGGGCUCCGGCACCCCCGUCACCUUCAAGUUCCCCCCUAAAUUCACCCUGAAGGCUGGACAGAGGGUCACGAUCUGGGCAUCUGCAGCUGGCGGCAGCCACAACCCCCCUUCUGACCUGGUGUGGAAGACCCAGACCUCUUGGGGCAGUGGAGACCACUUCCAGACCACUCUGAUCAGUGCCAAUGGAGAGGAAAUGGCCAUGAGGAAGGUGACCCGCACCCUAUUUGACGAGGAUGAUGAUGACAUGAUGGCCCAUAGCACAUGUGGAGGAGAUGGUGAGUAUAACCUUCGGAGCCGGUGUGGCUCCUGUGGCCUGCCUGCUGACGGCAAGUCCAGCGGUGGCUUCUCUGUGUCCUCCACCUCCCGCUCAAUCCGAAGUGGGGGCAUCGCUGAGGGUCUCCUCCCACACUCCUAUGUUGUGAGCAGCAGCACGUCUCGUAGGAGUGGAUCUAGAAUGGAGAACUGUCCCAUCAUGUGAAGCUUUGAGUUCUAACUGGUGCACAUGGACUCCAUUUCAUCUCAUUUUUUAAAAAUAUAUAUAUCUUUUUUUAUACUCUUUAUCCAAUAAAGUUUUUCUAACUUUAUACAUUGUAAUACAUUCAGAGAUGCACAUGUAUUGUAUUUGAUUUAUGUUUAGAUCCAGACAGAGCACAAAUAAAGGUUAGAUUAAUUUGUUGGCAUGAAAAUUUGAUUGAACCACUAGUGCCACUGUCAGCUAUAUAUUUCCCCAAUGGAUCCCUGCAUGUUACAGUACGCCUCCAGUCUGAUUUGUAACACUUCUAUUCAUGUCACAAUUAAUAAAAUAAUAGAAUAGAAUAACUAUGCAUGGAUCAAUACAAUUGCCUCAUGUU